Messenger RNA from Salmo salar (Atlantic salmon), 4245 nucleotides. RefSeq names its product toll-like receptor 8. Gene Ontology annotation, molecular function: protein binding; pattern recognition receptor activity. Gene Ontology annotation, cellular component: plasma membrane. Gene Ontology annotation, biological process: toll-like receptor signaling pathway; positive regulation of interleukin-6 production; canonical NF-kappaB signal transduction. The record is from RefSeq and is a predicted model, not a curated record. Lineage: Eukaryota; Metazoa; Chordata; Actinopteri; Salmoniformes; Salmonidae.
GCACACCAAGAAAAACGGAUAGAGACAAUGGUUUUUCUACGGGGUCAUACGUUGACGGACAACAGAGAGUUAACAUUUUGAUGGAUUAAACAUAUUCAUAGUGCAUUCCUUGUGUGGCUGGGGCCUGAUGGGAUGCUUUGCACAACCUUGACACACACAUAACAUGCACAUAGAGGAAGUUUCAACAUCUAUGUAAAAAGGUCAGAAUUCACAGAGCAUUCAGAAUACUCCUACAAAAUACUUAGAAUACACUCUCGAUGUGGAAGUACAACCAGCAAGGCUCCAGAUGACUUCCUGUGUGAUGUACACACAAAAAAAGAGUUGGCUCAUCCACAACUACUGUCUGACAUCUCUCUGGGAGCACUAUGAAGAAACACUGGUUUCCCCUUUCCCCUGCCUUUCAGAGUCUGCUGUUCAUCCUGGUGUUGCUGUGUCUCUCCCUCUCUUGCUCUGGGAGGACCUGGGCUCAGAGGAAACUACCCUGCAAUGUCAUCUCUCUCAACCAAUCAGAGUCCUUUGACUGCUCGGACAGGAAGCUACUCCAGGUACCCCAGGAUAUCAGCCGGAAUGCCACAUGGCUCGACCUUUCCUCCAACCGGAUCAAGAAACUCUCCGGCACCUCGUUCAGGAACCUCCGAAACCUGACUCGACUAGACCUUAGCAAUAACGUCAACCCCCAGAAACAUCCUCUGAUAAUAGAGAACCAAACAUUCUCCAUGCUGGAUCAGCUCAAGGAACUGCUCCUCGAUGGUAAUGGUCUUUCUGCAGUGUCAAGUGCCCUUCCGUCCAGGCUGCGGUUUCUGAGCCUGAAGUUCAAUCACAUCAAAACCAUCAGGCCAAACGACUUCAUGCAUGUCAGACUCUUAGAAACAAUCCAUUUAACUGGAAAUUGCGACUACGGGAGUGUCUGUAAUGGACCCCUAGUCAUCGAAAACAGAACUUUCUCCCACCUCACCUACCUUGCUAGUUUAUCGCUGUCAAACAACAGAUUGAUAGGUGUCCCCCAGUUCCUCCCCCCAUCCCUCCAGCAGCUCAAACUCAAACAGAACACUAUCACCCACAUUCACCAGCAUGACCUUAGUGGUCUCACUAGCCUGAGGCUUCUGGGCCUGUCAGGUAACUGCCCUGUGUGUUCUAACACCCCGAUUUCCUGCUCGCCCUGUAAUACAUCCAAUAGGGCAUUACAGAUCCACCCAUAUGCCUUCUGGAAGCUAUCCAAGCUGCAGGAGCUGAGACUAUCCGGAAACUCUCUAGAUCACCUACAGUCCUCCUGGUUUGAGAACCUCACCAACUUACGCUACCUGUACCUUUCAUUCAACCGUCUAGUUGGUGAGAUAGCCAAUGGGGACUUCCUCUCUGUGUUACCUGGCGUAGAGGUGAUGGACUUGUCUUACAAUCACCCUGGACAAUCUUCAUAUUCCCACAACUUGAAGCUCUCUAUGAACUUUUCCAACCUGACAUCUCUGAAGACAUUACACCUAGAAAACUAUGUUUUUUCAACUCUUCACAAAAAUGACUUGAACCCACUUUACAAUUUAUCUCACCUGUCUGUGCUCAAUUUGGGAACUAACUUUAUCUAUCAGACAAACCUCUCAUUAUUUGGUAUGUUCCAUAACUUGUCCAGUGUUGGCCUCUCUGAGAACAAAUUUUCUUUCCAGUCUAAGAGAGAAGAUGUUUUGUCAAUAUGUGGGUGUAGCUGUGGCUAUGAGCUGAAUAGAGACAGGUUUGGGCCUUACGUACACAAGGAUCGACUCUAUCGUCGCCAUCUGCCUAACAUUAAGCCAAAGUGUAUUGCGUACGGUCCAGUGCUUGACCUUAGCAGAAACAACAUCUUCCACAUAAACCCUGAUAUGCUGCAAGGCCUGGAUAACACAGCUUGUCUCAACCUGUCAUCUAACUCUAUUGGAGACAUGUUCAACGGUAGUGAGUUUGUACAUUUCCCCAAACUUAAGUACUUGGAUCUAUCCCAGAAUAAGAUCUACCUGCGAUAUGAGCAUGCAUUCAGUGAGCUAACAGAACUGGAGGUGUUGGACCUGAGUCAUAAUAAUCAUUACUUUGUGGUGGCAGGGCUAAACCACAGUUUAGCAUUCAUGGAAAACCUGGGUUCUCUGAAGGUUUUGAACCUGAGCUGGAACGAGAUCAGCACCCUCACUCAUAACAACAUCUCAAGCAGCUCCCUGCAGGAGUUGAACUUCCAGGGCAACCGCCUAGACAUCAUGUGGAAAAUAUGCCAGAACUAUGAACUUUUCAGAGCGCUCCAAAACCUGACUUCCCUGGAUCUGUCAUACAACAAGCUUCACCGUGUACCGCCUGAGGUCUACAAACACUUCCCCAAGACCCUGAGACGCCUGUCUCUGAGUAAAAACCGACUGAAGGUCUUUGGCUGGGAGACGCUCACACAACUACCGCAUCUUGAGGAGCUGGACUUGAGUAAGAACAAACUGGAGCAGGUGGCCUGUGCUUUAACCAGUUCACUAAAGUUUCUGGACCUGAGCCAAAACAGGAUUUCCCAGCUAGCGCCUGGUUUCCUUGGGGGCUCCAGGAGCCUGUAUGUGCUGGACCUCAGCUUCAACCUGUUGGAGCUCAUCAACCAGACCACGUUUGAGACUGGAGCAGAGAACCACCUCCAGCAGCUGUCCCUACAGGGCAACCCGCUCCACUGCACCUGUGACCUGUUGGACUUCCAUCUGUGGAUGAGGCGCAACGAGGUGGAGCUCCCUCUGCUGGCCACUGAGGUGACAUGCGACAUGCCCGUGGAGAGGAGGGGCAAGUCUGUGUUGAGCUAUGACAUAGAAGAGUGUGUGAACGAUGAAAACGCAAUGGCCUUCUGCAUCAUCACAUCAUUUCUCAUCAUUCUCAUUAUUUUGGUAUCUCUCACAGCACAUCUGUUCUACUGGGAUCUGUCCUAUAUUCUGGACUACUGUGGGGCCAAGAUGAAGCAUCACCGUCGCUUAGUGCCCACAGACUUUAUCUACGAUGCCUUUGUCAUGUAUGACACGGCAGACCCGCUGGCUUCUGAUUGGGUAUUAAACCAUCUAAGGGUGGAGCUAGAGGAGCGUGGAGAGAUGGCCCGACCCCUCUGCCUGGAGGAGCAUGAUUGGACACUGGGUAUGCCUGUCAUGGACAACCUGUCCAAUAGCGUGCGGCAGAGCAGGAAGACAGUGUUCGUGCUGACGGACGGCUUCCUGUUGCGUGGUGUAGUCAAAAUGGCUGCCCUGCUGGUGCAGCAGCGGCUGGUGGAGGAGGGGGUGGACGCCAUGGUGCUGCUGCUACUGCAGCCCCAAGUCUUGCAACGCUCACGCAUCCUCCACCUGCGCAGGCGGCUCUGCAGGCGCAGUGUUCUGGAGUGGCCCGCGGAUGCCAGUCCAGCUGCCCAGCGAUGGUUCUGGCACCACCUGAAGAGAACCAUUCGGAAAGAUCAGACAGGCACUCACACAUCCCUACACAGCACAUACUUCACUGGGCGGUGAACCCACAGACAUUAGAGAAACUUAUGACUUAGAAAGUAAAAGUUAAGGAUAUGGGUGACCUAAGACUACUGUAUAAUUUGGAAUAUUAAAUGUGGAGAAAGUAUGAAGACUGUGAUGAAGGCAACAUUGGUGAUUUGCUGGCCUCAAAGCACAGUGUGUGGUUCACCAGCACCCUCCCCAUGAGCGAGACUUCCCUGUGGCGCACCAAAGUUCCUAGUGCCCUUGAGGCGUGAAAUGUAAUAAAACUGGAGUUGACGUUCUCAAUGUAUUUUUAUGUCUGAUUUCUUUCUAAAGUUCAUAUAAAGAGCUGAACAUGUUGAUAUGACUCUCUGUAGGCCUAUUGCAUGUUUUGUGGUUUUUCCUUUUCAGAGACGUUGUCCUAAUCUGGUCGCUGGUCUGAUGGCUGUAUCAGAAGAGGAGCAGCCUGGUUGUUCCCAUAAUAUUGCAAGGCGAUUUGGUUAGAAGAGAGUUGCGAUGUUUUCCUUCUUUUGUUUCAGCCACCAGAGUGAUGCUAAUUAAACGCUGAGGAUAUUGUAAUUUGAGUUCCGUCCGGGAUGGUUUAAAGGAGGAUGUUUUGCCAUGUUCAAAUGUAAUUAUUGUAUUUUCCAAGCUCCUAGCUAUACCUGCGUAUGGCUAUACAUGCAGUAUUGUUGUUAUCUUAGACUUUUUGAACUUUUACCUAGACGACUUAUACGGUUUCUUCUUUUAGAUAAUUGCAUCUUAUUGGAUUUAUUGUAAUACAUGUUGAUUCAUUUUAAAUUGAUACAUGACUGCA